This is a messenger RNA of Drosophila rhopaloa, 2257 nucleotides long. Its product is annotated as activity-regulated cytoskeleton-associated protein-like. The record is from RefSeq and is a predicted model, not a curated record. Bases 441 to 1619 code for a protein of 392 amino acids. NCBI's taxonomy places the organism in Eukaryota, Metazoa, Arthropoda, Insecta, Diptera, Drosophilidae. The transcript is spliced from 2 exons.
CGACGAUCUUCGAGGAAUCAUCAGCAACAAGCGCCGACACUCGCAGCAAGCAGUUCAUCACUCGGCCCAUUCGCAGCACCGACACUCGCACAUCGGAUCACGACAGCAAGCAGUUCAUCACUCGGCUCUUCCGAAGCGCCGAAUCGACAGAACAAGCAGUCCCGACGCAUCUACACACAACUACACGAUUAUACGAUUACUUUGAAAUACACGUCUCUAGUUUUACCCAUCUGUGUCAUUAUUGGGGAAAGGGAGGUAAACCGAUCUAUAGAGGAAUAAAUAUAAAUAUCUGUCACGAACCCUGACCACGGCGAGCUAUACCGCCUCCCAAAACAGGGUCGUUACAGUGGCGCCCGAACAGGUUAAAAACAAACAGAUAGAAACCUCAAAAUACCAGCAAAGAUCGUUUACCCUCUUCCUCAACACAGCACGGAUUAAAAAUGGAAGACAAACUGACUCGAAGCUGGAUCAACAAUUGCAACAAGACCCAACUGGAAAUCUAUCUGAGGGAAUUCGACAUCAAACCAGAAACGCGGUGCGAGGACAUGCGGAAACAAAUGUCGGAGUUAAUCAAGAGCGGUGCCCACAGCGAAGAAACCACCAAACGUCUCCAAGACCUAGCACAGAAGCACGCGAGAACACCAUCACCAGCACCCGACGGAAUGGAGAAAAACCAGAACUUGCUACAGAUACCAGACAAACAGGAGACAAGCAACGGAAAACCCGCACCCGAGCCCAGAAAGACCGACAAAGUGGCCACAAUGGGAGUAAUACGAAGCUGGGGAGAAUUUUACGACGGCACGGGCGACCCGACAGAAUUCAUUUCUAGAAUGGAAGAGCUGGCAAAGGCCUAUGGGAUAGAGCUCGACCACGCAGCAGGAGCUAUGGUAAUUUUGCUCAGAGACUGUGCCCUGGACUGGUGGCACACGCAUCCUACCCCAAUGCCAUCGUGGGAAAACUUUAAAAAGGAAUUCCUGGGAUACUACAGACCAACGGACCACGAAGAGAGAGCGAUGGAAAACAUAACACGCAGACACCAGGGUACAAACGAGCCAGCAAAAGACUACGCGCGGGAACUACGGAAGAUUAUGAGAUUUACCACACUCACGGAAGGAAAAAAACUAGAGUGGGUCUACCGGAACAGCCGUGUGGAAUUUAAAAAGUAUGCUAAACGGGGAGAAUGCCGAACCCUAGCAGAAUACCUGCAGUUAGCAAAGGAAUUCGAGGCCCUCCAGCCACAGGAACGCACAACACAACAAACACCGGAGAAUCACUGGACACAACAGCAGCGACCGGGAAAUUUCGGGAGACAACAGCAAACAUCCGGAAAUUUCGGGAGACAAACAAGAAACCAAUGGAGACCCCAGGAACAACCACAAACACUGAACCGAGGAAUCACAAGAUCAUUCAGCAUGAAUAAUAGAUGUUCAAGGUGCAAAGAAGAAGAACACAUAGGACAGCAGUGCAACAACACACCAAGAAUAUAUUGCUGGAUAUGCGGACAUGAUGGAAUACGCACAAUCCAUUGCUGUCGACGGAACGAAACGGCGGGAAACGCCAGAGGCCCAUGGGAUCAGAGCGGGCACCCAGGGCAAACACCACACCCGCAACAGCAAUAAACUUCAACGGCCGACGACUGAUUGCACAAGUGAAUAUAGGCAACACAAGAGUUCGCGGGGCCAUAGACACGGGAGCAACAAGAAGUUUCAUCGCCAGGAAACUAGCCAACAACAUUGCAAGGCAGGGGAUAAGGAAGCAAGUAACCGAAGCCAUUAGACUAGCAGACGGGACAAACAGAACGGUCACAGAGGCACUGGAAGUACCAAUACAUCUCGGGAACCAAACAAGCACGAUGACGCUGCUAAUCCUCGAAGAAGUAAUCGGCGACCUUCUACUGGGGAUAGACUUCUUGGAACAAUGUAACGCGACACUACAAUGCGGAGGCAUCACAGCAAGAAUGCACAGAAAAAAAAGAAACAAAAACAGAACACGGAAGAGUCACGGCAUCGGAUCACUAGCGACAGGCGAUUUAACAGACGCAGAGAUCCAAGAAACCCUUAAAAAGGAAUUGGAUAUGAUGAGUCAAAUCAAGGGAGUUAGCCACAUUGCCACGCAUAAGAUCUUUAUGAAGCACGAUCGCCCAAUUAAACAGAGGUAUUACCCUCGAAACCCGGCCAUGCAAGCAAUAAUAAACAAACAAGUGGACGAACUCCUAGCUCAGGAUCUCAUCGAACCCUCACAUUCCGCUUACAGCUCG